Molecule: messenger RNA, 4723 nt
Organism: Coregonus sp. 'balchen'
Lineage: Eukaryota; Metazoa; Chordata; Actinopteri; Salmoniformes; Salmonidae
Source: the annotation of a GenBank genome assembly
AUAAUGUAAUUUCAAAUAUUCUACAGAUGUUUCUGACCUCCAUACUGUGGUCUGAUGAGAGUGAAGUAAUUGUCUACAGAUCAUUCCUGGAGUUUAAGGAGUUUCAUGUAAGUUUUAAAUUGAACCUGCACAUCAAUAACGGGGCAGCAGGUAGCCUAGCGGUUAAGAGUGUUGGGUCAGUAACCGUGAGGUUACUGGUUUGAAUCUCUGAGCCGACAGGGUGAAAAAUCUGUCAAUGUGCCUUUGAGAAAGGCACUUGACCCUAAUCCUGUAAAUCGCUCUGGAUAAGAGUGUCUGCUAAAUGACCCAAAAAAGACAAUUAAGUGAUUGAUACAUCUUUAUCAAAAGAUGUUAUAUCCCUCCUCUUUUUCAACAGAGACAAUUGAAGAAGAGGUUUUCCCUUGGGAAUCCUUUCCGCAAGAGAGACAGAGUGAUUCCCAAAUUCAGAUGUAAGUCAACAACCUCACAGUCUCAUCUUUACCUCACAAUCUACCCCCAAACUAUUUAAACUCUCCUUCAUCACUCUCCUAUCUCACCUCCUCAUCACAUUCAUGUUGUUCUUCUUCCUACCUCAAUGAAAAAGUGAAACCCCAUCUAUAAAAAAAAAAACGGAAUACAUUUUCCUUUCUUUCACUGCGAAUACUGAGUGCAGACCUUACUAAUUGUUGUCUUCUCUCAGCCACAGAGAUGAGGAGAAAGUUCCAGGAGAAGUAUUCUAGUUGGUCGAUGCGUCAGAUUAAUUUACUGGAGAACUACUGCAGCGACCUGCUCAGGUGUGACACGUCUGUGACCUUCAGUUCAGAGGUCACUCAAUUCUUCAUGCCCAAAGACCACGACCUGCAGGCAGACUUCACCAAGAACAGGUAAACACAUACAAAUAUUCCUUGUUUCAGCCUCUUUAAAAAAAGUAAUUUCAGCCUUCUUAUUUCACUACACUUAUUAUUAAAUCAUGGAUCCACUUAAUGGAUGAGAGCAUCUACUUACUAAAUGGCAGCAUUGUUUUAAGAGCACUCGGGCCUUCUCAUAAAAACUUCAAGAAAAUGUCCAGCAGGUAUGUUACUGUCAGCGUUUGUCUCCUCUUUCACAGCAUCAUGAUCCUGCCAUUGAAGGAGGGGAACAUGAGCAGGCAGCGUCUGAGCAUGGGCAAUGGGACACACCCCUUUGUGAGCCAGUCUUACCGCUGUGUGGGGCCCUACGACACCAAAGACACUAAGAACAGGCCCUUUAAAGUGGCCUUGGAUGAGAGGCUGGACGUGCUCAUCAAAGACCAGGCAGGUUAGAGUCCUCUUUAAUAUAGUUGACUUUUAUUUACCUGUAUUUAAACGUAGUUUAGCCCACAUUUAAUUUCUCCCUCCACUGUUAACCUGGGAUAGGCUCCACUUUCAAGCUUUGUGUGGAGAAGCAUGGAAGUCAAGACUAGUCUAAUUAAGAGAAAUUAAUAUGAUAAUAGAUAAAUUCCUCCUCCUCUUACACUUCUUCUGUCUCGGUCUGUGUGUGUUCAUUCAGGCUGGUGGCUGGUGGAGAACGAGGAUAAACAGUUGGCCUGGUUCCCUGCUCCCUACCUGGAGAUGUGUGAGACAGAGGAGGAUGGAGAUGAAUUGGAUGGAAUUCCCUUGGGGGGUGAGAUACGUUUUACUGUAUAUUUAUGCAUAUCCUGUCCACAGUCCAAACUUAAUCACAGUAAAUGUUGUGAGUUUGAUUAAUAUACUAGGCCUACUGUGGAUUGCACCUACAAUGGAUUGCAGUUAGAGCAUGGAUAAACCAUUCCAAAAAUCCUGUUUUGAAGUUAGAAUGUUCCACAGCCAUCCAAACACCAGGGGGCAGUCCUCAGCUAGAUAAAUCACGCUCAUUCCAACAAAGUAGAGAAUAUUAGACUGAGAUUGUAUUACAGAUUACAAGAUUGCAUUACAAGGUUUUCUGUCAUGGUUUUGAGAUUUGUCAAGAUCCACUAUCUACAGUGCCUUCAGAAAAUAGUCACACCCCUUGACUUAGUUCACAUUUUGUUGAGUUACAGCCUGAAUUCAAAAUGUAUUAAAUAUAUAUUUUGUCUCACCCAGUUACACACAAUACCCCAUACUGACAAAGUGAAAACAUAUUUUUAGAAAUGUUUGCACAUUUAUUGAAAAUGAAAUACAGAAAUAUCUAAUUUAAUAAGUAUUCACACCCCUGAGACAAUACUUUGUAGAAGCAUCUUUGGUGGUGAUUACAGCUGUGAGUCUUUCUGGGUAAGUCUCUAUGAGCUUUCCACUUUUAUUCUGAAAAACUCCCCAGUCCUUAAAGAUUAAAAGCAUACCCAUAGUAUAAUGCAGCUGCCUUGAAAAUAUGGAGAGUGGUACUCAGUAAUGUGUUGUAUUGGAUUUUCCCCAAACAUAACACUUUGUAUUCAGAACAAAAAGUUAAUUUCUUUGCUACAUUUUUUGCAGCAUUACUUUAGUGCCUUGUUGCCAACAGGAUGCAUGUUUUGGAAUAUUUUUAUUGUGUACAGGCUUCCUUCUUUUCACUCAAUUAGGUUAGUAUUGUGUGGAGUAACUACAAUGUUGUUGAUCCAUCCUCAGUUUUUUCCUAUCACGACCAAUAAACUCUGUAACUGUUUUAAAGUCACGGUUGGCCUCAUGGUGAAAUCCCUCCGGCACCUGAGUUAGGAAUGACGCCUGUAUCUUUGUAGUGACUGGGUAUAUUGAUACACCAUCCAAAGUGUAAUUAAUAACUUCAGCAUGCUCAAAGGGAUAUUCAACGUCUGCUUUUUUUUAUUUCUACCAAUAGGUGCCCUUGUUUCCGAGGCAUUGGAAAACCUCCCUGGUCUUUGUUGUUGAAUCUGUGUUUGAAAUUCACUGUUCGACUGAGGGAUCUUACAGAUAAUUGUAUGUGUGGAGUACAGAGAUGAGGUAGUCAUUCAGUGAGUCCAUGCAACUUAUUAUGUGACUUGUUAAGCAAAUUUUUACUCCUGAAAUUAUUUAGGAUUGCCAUAACAAAGGGGUUGAAUAAUUAUUGAUUCAAUACAUUUCAGCUUUUCAUUUGUAAUUAAUUUGUAAACAUUUCAAAUUCCACUUUGACAUUAUGGGGUAUUGUGUGUAGAUCAGUGACACAACAUCUCAGUUGAAUCCAUUUUAAAUGCACGCUGUAACACAACAACAUGUGGGAAAAGUCAAGGGGUGUGAAUACUUCUGAAGGUUCUGUAUACAUUCCCAGAAGAACUACUGCUGAUGGUAUUGUAGAAAGGAAUCUCUGUUGUUGUUUUAAUCCACUUCCUGGUUUGUCCCUCAGGAACUCUCUUCUGCGCUGUGAAGAGUUACUCCACUAAGAAUCAUGACGAGGUGCCUGUUCCUAUUGGCUCUGUGGUAGAGGUGCUGAGGAAAUCAAACGACGGAUGGUGGCUCAUCAGGUAUGUCAACAUGUAACUAUCUGUCUGAAUGUCUGCCUCUCAGAAUGCUAUACAGACAAAGCAAUCAAAACUGAUUUUUUUUUGGUCAGGUCUGCGAUACAAGACAAUACAACCAAUGUACAACCUCUCAUUGUCUUGGCUAAAACCAGGCAGCAGGAAUGUGGGAGGAAUUGUUGAAUGCGUUGUCAAAUCAAAUCAAAUCAAAUCAAAUUUUAUUGGUCACAUGCGCCGAAUACAACAGGUGCAGACAUCACAGUGAAAUGCUUAUUUACAGCCCUUAACCAACAGUUACUCCAAACAUGUGAUUGUAGUUUGAUUUGAUUUGACUAUGUGAACAGGGAGCACCUAAUUAGCUGGCAACCAAAAGUUAAUACCUGAAAUAAAAUGACAUAAGUAAGGCGAUCCUGCGGUUUUCAUACAUUUAUUUGUUAACAAACAACAGCCAGGAGAAAACCUGUUCCCUUUGACAAAUGAUGAUUGAUGGUGACUAACGGCACCACUUUGACAUUCUGUCAAGCAAAGACAUGAAAGUCAUCACCUGAAGAUGUCCUGUAAAAAACAACAACUCUUUGAGCCCUAAGUGAUGUAACUCUUUUCCCCUCCAGGUAUAAUGGCAGGACAGGCUAUGUCCCCUCCAUGUACCUGCAGCCUUACAACAACCCACGUGCUGGCUUCCUCACCCUGCAGAGGAAGCUGCACAGCUCCUCUCUCAAUCUGGCAACCCACAUGAACAGCUCUACUCUCAACCUGGCAUCCAGUGGGAGCAGCCAAUCUGGCAACCGCUACUCAGCCACCUUGUAUGAGGAGACAGAGCUGCAGGAGCACACGACCCAGCCCAGGGGUGAUCCGUAUCUGGCCCCCCGUCUCCAAAAGACCCGCUCUCUGGAGCUCCUGUCUGAGACCCGUCCCGGCACGGCCGUCCCUCCAUCCCAGAGAGAGAAAGAAGACCUGGAGUCAAACCUGGAUCCGGCAAUCCGCAAGAGCACCAUCAGCGGGGCCAGGUCCUCCAACUCUGACUUCAGCUCGUCAGGCAUUGAGUCUCUGGGCCGGAGUGUCGGGGGGCCUUCCACCAGUGAGGAGGAGCCCCAGAGCCCCCCACACAGCCCCAAGUCCUCACCCCAGCCAAGGGAGAGCAACAGUGGAUGCAGCAGCCCAGAUGAGAGCCUCUCCUCCAGCUCCAGGCCUGCGGCUGGGUCCUGUAAGAUGCCCACCGCUGCCCCCAGGGUGCCCCCGCGACCCAGAGCCCAGGAGAUCCUGACCCGGUGUACCUCCAUUACCUGCAAGGCUGCCCUGGCCUCCAGGGGGGAGUUCUCCCUGCAGGACCGCACCCAGACCCACUAG